GCCAAGUCCCCAAGCACGUGGGGUGGAAUAGCCCUGGGCAGGCUGUGGGAAUGAGGGAGUUAACGGUGGUGGCUUGCUCCUCUCUGGGAGGAAAACUCCCCAUAAACGCCCUGCUCCCUGGCCUUCUGCCAGGGCCAAGAACAGGGGCUGAAAACUGGAAGUUCAGGCAUGCGGCCAGCUCUGCCUCUAGCAGGCGCUUGAGCAGGACAGCAGCCCCGUCGCCGCUGGCGGCUGGUCUGUAUGCCCAUCAGUCCGUCGGGGGGCCUCCAAUCAUCUGUAAGCCUGUCUGUCUGUCUGUCUACAAUCCUGUCUCUGUCCAGUGUCUCUCUGACUGUCCUUCUCUUCCUAGCCUAUGUUCAGCUGUCUAGCCUGUCAAUCCACUGUCUGUCUCUGGUCUCCAUCUGUUCAUCUGUCCCAUCACCAGCGAAUCUGUCCAUUCAUCUACCCACCUGUGUGUCCAUCCACCUGCCUUCUCUCUCCACUCCGGGCCUCAGAGCCAUGGCCCAAGGCCGCAGGGUCACGGCCAGCAUGGUCCUGCUGGGGUUGGGGCUGGCCCUGGCCAUUAUUGUGCCUGCCGUGCUCCUCUCUCGCCGCCACACCGGCUGUGGCCCCCAGGCCUUUAGCCGCGCUGCGGUCGCUGCUGACUCCAAGGUCUGCUCAGACAUUGGACGAGCCAUUCUCCAGCAGCAGGGCUCACCUGUGGAUGCCACCAUCGCAGCUCUGGUCUGCACCGGAGUCGUCAACCCUCAGAGCAUGGGCCUGGGCGGAGGGGUCAUCUUCACUAUCUACAAUGCAACCACGGGAAAGGUGGAAGUCAUCAAUGCCAGGGAGACAGUGCCCGCCAACUACGUCCCGGGUCUGCUGGACCAGUGUGAGCAGGCCCAGCCACUGGGUACAGGGGCCCAGUGGAUCGGAGUGCCGGGGGAGCUCCGUGGCUAUGCUGAGGCCCACCGCCGCCACGGCCGCCUGCCCUGGGCACAGCUCUUCAGGCCCACCAUCUCCCUGCUCCAAGGGGACUACCGCAUGCCCUUCAUCCUCAGUCAGUUCCUGCAGAGCGACUUCCUGCGGCCUUCCUUAUACAAGACAUCCCUGAGGCAGCUCUUUUUCAACGGCACAGAACCCCUGAGGGCUCAGGACCCAUUCCCCUGGCCCGCACUGGCUGCCACCCUGGAAACCGUGGCCACGGAGGGUGCAGAGGCCUUCUACACAGGGACACUGGGCCAGACGCUGCUGGAGGACAUUGCAAAUCAAGGCAGCAGGCUGACCCUGCAGGACCUGGCAUCGUUCCAGCCAGAGGUAGUGGAUGCCCUGGAGAUGCCCCUGGGGGACUACACCCUGUACUCACCACCACCGCCUGCAGGGGGUGCGAUUCUCAGCCUUGUCCUCAACGUGCUCAAAGGGUUCAACUUCUCCUCGGAAUCGGUGGCCAGGUCCGAGGGGAGGGUGAACUUGUACCAUCACCUCGUGGAGACGCUCAAGUUUGCUGGGGGACAGAGGUGGCGGCUGUGGGACCCCCGCAGCCACUUGGAUAUGCAGAACGUUUCCCAGGACCUGCUGGGAGAAACUUUGGCCCAGCAGAUCCGCCAGCAGAUCGAUGCUCGGGGAGACCACCAGCUCAGCCACUACAGCCUGGCUGGGACCUGGGGCCGCCAGAUGGGCACGUCGCAUGUGUCUGUGCUCGGGGAGGACGGCAGUGCUGUGGCAGCCACCAGCACCAUCAACAUGCCCUUUGGAGCAAUGCUGUACUCACCACGAACGGGCAUCCUCCUCAAUAACGAGCUUCUGGACCUAUGCAGGAGGCGUCCCCUGGGCUCCCAAGUCAUCCCCCAACCUGUUCCAGGCGAGCGGCCUCCAUCGUCCAUGGUUCCCUCCAUCUUGGUCAACACAGCCCGGGGGUCAAAGCUGGUGAUUGGUGGGGCCGGUGGGGAGCUCAUCAUCUCUGCUGUGGCCCAGGCCAUCAUAAACAAGCUGUGGCUUGACUUUGACCUAAGAACUGCCAUUGCAGCCCCUAUCCUGCACGUCAACAGCAAGGGCCAUGUGGAAUAUGAGCCCACCUUCAGCCAGGAGGUGCAGAAGGGGCUCCAGGCCAGGGGCCACAACCACACCAGGAAUCCCUUUUUCCUGAAUGUGGUCCAGGCAGUGUCCCAGGACGGGGCCUGUGUGUAUGCUGCAGCGGACCCGAGGAAAGGUGGGGAGGCCUCAGGCUACUGAGGAGACUGCUCCUGAGAGCUGCAAUCCGGCCCCACCACCAGUGUGUGCCCAGGCCCGGCCUUGGCCUUGGGACCAGGAUCUGGACCCUUUGGCGGAGGGUCAGUCUGGGGCUGCAAGAGGUGGGGACAGCCUGGAAGAUGGAUGACUGUGGGGGCUGAGCCUUCUCCCAGAGCCCCUUGUGGCCCUGCCCCUGACCACCCCUGACCCCACUAAGUCUUCCCUAGGCCUCUCACCCAGGACUGUGGCCUACCCUUGCCCCAGGUCACACUCCCCACCUGUAUGCUGUCUAGUCCAACAUUAAAGAGGAGGGUGGACCUCA
Lontra canadensis (Northern American river otter) is the source of this 2530-nucleotide messenger RNA. RefSeq names its product gamma-glutamyltransferase 5 (gene GGT5). The record is from RefSeq and is a predicted model, not a curated record. The transcript has 12 exons. Gene Ontology annotation, molecular function: glutathione gamma-glutamate hydrolase. Gene Ontology annotation, biological process: glutathione catabolic process. The coding region runs from base 241 to 2211 and encodes 656 amino acids. NCBI's taxonomy places the organism in Eukaryota, Metazoa, Chordata, Mammalia, Carnivora, Mustelidae.